Molecule: messenger RNA, 1161 nt
Organism: Epinephelus fuscoguttatus (brown-marbled grouper)
Lineage: Eukaryota; Metazoa; Chordata; Actinopteri; Perciformes; Serranidae
Product: 4-galactosyl-N-acetylglucosaminide 3-alpha-L-fucosyltransferase 9-like
Exons: 1
Coding region: 1-1161 (386 amino acids)
Cellular component (GO): membrane
Molecular function (GO): alpha-(1->3)-fucosyltransferase activity
Source: RefSeq, a predicted model, not a curated record
AUGGCCCUGCCUGCCUGCCAGUGGACUUCUCUGCGCCCAUUUGUCUUCGGCAGCCUGGUGGCGUUGUGUUUUCUAGGCCUUUUCUUCACAUACUACCAGCCUGACUUCAGGUUCCCCAAUAUUGGCCUUUACUUGGGGAAAGGCCAACAAGUCUGCCCAAACGUAUGUGCAGAGGGGGCAAAGACCCAGAACCCAAACAGUUCCACAGAGCUGCAGAUCAACCCAAAUCCUAGUGACGCCCAGAAGAUAGCAGAGGUGGACACUGAGCCUGACACUAUUGUAUUGAUCUGGAUGUGGCCAUUUGGCCAGAGAUUUGAUGUCAACUGCGGUGUUUACAAUAUCACAAAAUGCCACUUGACAAAUGACAAGACAGUUUACCAUAAAGCCCACGGAGUUCUCUUCCACCACAGGGACAUACAUGGAAACGGAGGGAAUAUGCCACAAGAGCCGCGUCCCUUCUUCCAGAAAUGGGUGUGGUUUAAUAUGGAGUCACCUGCAAACUCAGGUCGAAUGCCUUAUCUUGAUCGUUUAGUCAACUUGACAUGCAAUUAUCGUCUUGAUUCCAGUAUUCCAGUGCCUUAUGGAUAUUUGGAGCCACUGACAUCUGUAGAUGAGAGUUUUAAACUACCAGCAAAGGACAAGUUGGUGUGUUGGAUUGUGAGCAACUGGAACGCACGGUAUAAGAGAGUUGAGUACUACAACGAACUGAAGAAACACGUCGAGAUUAAUGCAUAUGGAAAUGCCUUUGCUAAAGGUGUAUCUGACAAAGAGUAUUCAAAGAUAGUUUCUAGUUGUAAAUUCUACCUCUCCUUUGAAAACUCUAUCUUCAAAGACUACAUCACAGAGAAGUUAUACCUUCCUAUGAUGAAAGGAAGUGUACCAGUAGUUCUGGGCCCUCCAAGGCAAAAUUAUGAGGACCACGUCCCACCUGGGUCUUUCAUUCAUGUUGAUGACUUUUCCUCUCCAAAGGAGCUGGCAGAGAGGCUACGUUACCUUGACCAACAUGAGUCUGAUUACAUGAGCUACUUUGAUUGGACAAGAAGCUAUAAAGUUAAAAGGUCUGCCUUUGGAAAAGAACAUGCUUGCAGAACUUGUAGAUACUUGCAACACCACAAAGAGUACCAAUCUUUUCAUGACCUCAACAAAUGGUACUGGAGUUAA